This is a messenger RNA of Leptomonas pyrrhocoris, 1513 nucleotides long. RefSeq lists its product as hypothetical. The record is from RefSeq and is a predicted model, not a curated record. The transcript has a single exon. Bases 74 to 1513 code for a protein of 479 amino acids. Lineage: Eukaryota; Euglenozoa; Kinetoplastea; Trypanosomatida; Trypanosomatidae.
GCAAAAGCCAUCACACACACACACACAAAUCCACGUUCCAGCCUCUUCCCUGCUCUACCAACUAGCAUCCACGAUGUUGGGCUCGCAGUCAUGGUACACGGCACUGGCGAUCCCCACCGUCGUCAUUGGCGGAUUCGUUGCCACGCGCAAACGCCUCGCCUAUCAGUGGAGGGAGGAGCUGAUGGACAUGGAAGGUACGGCCUACCCCACCGUCACGGAUGCGGAUAUGGGGUACUUUCGUCGUGUGGCGCCCGCCACAGCCGUGGAGGCUGCGGAGACGCUGACAGCUACACGGAAAGGGCCCGUCAUGACGUCACCUCCGUUGGAUGCCUCUGCUGCUGCCGCGGGAGCGUUAGGGGUACAGCUCACCGCGCAGGACAAUAUCGGCAUGAGUGUGCGCAGCAACGCCCUACUUCCGGAGAUACGAAAUGUACUGCUAAAUGAGGUCCAGCGCUGGUCCCAGACACUCGGCAACUCACUCGAUCCGCGAAAGGUGACCGCCAUUGAAACGCGUUGGCAGGCAGCACUAGAAAACGAUGCCGCGUCGGCAGAGCAGCCGAAUGCUGCUUCUUCCUCUUCCUUGCGGAACUCUCAACCCAGCUCCACCGCUGCUGUCAAUCGAACACGCAGAGAGUGGACCUCGCGGUUCAACUUUGACUUUCUCCGCAGAGUGCGCGUCAUCGCCGAUCAUGCCGAGGACAUCCAGCCAAUGAAGGCGCCGUGGGGCUGCGGGGAUCACAUGCGCCUUGAGCAGAUGCCUGCCUCUCUACGCUAUUUGGUCCGCCACACACAGCAAGCCUUCGAGGGUAUGGGCCGACUCCGCCACGUGUACAUUGAGUAUUCGCCCACCGGGCAAUUUUUCCGCGCUCCUCGUCCACCGAAGAUGUACGACGGCCACGACUACGUCAUCAUCCCGCUUCGCCGCGACGGCUGCGACACGGUAGUGACGAUGAGCCCGGUGCUGCGGUCUCGCAUGAGCGACCUGCGUGAGGUGGCGCUGAACUCGUGGACGAGUCGCGACGUUGACGCCCUCGUCCCGCCAGGGUGCAUGCUGCGAGUGUACGGGACGGCACGGUACGAAUGGGGUUGGGGCGUGCGGCCAGGGCCGACGUGGUUUGGCAGCCGUCUGAACAGCGUUGCUGCUCCACUGCACACGAGUGCGUUAGCGAGUGGUGAUGCAGCGUCGCCACUGUGGAGCUGGCGGCGGUGGAGGCAGCCACUGUUUGCGUUGUGGAAGAGUGCAGGCCCUGUCUGCAACAGCAGCAUAUCGGCAAAGGCGUCGAGCGCACCGCGCGAUGCUGCGCUUAUCGUGUUGCACUAUGAAGGACCUCGAUCGAGCAACAAGCAGCGCUCUCUGCUGCUGCAACCGGAGAUUUGGAUCUUUGGUCAGCCACCUUCGAUUGAAACGUACGAGACGUGGUACGAGGACCGUCCCACCGCCGACUCCGUGAAAGAGGAAGGUUUGCUGCGGUUUAUGAUCCGCAACUACUUUGAUAUGCUCACCGUGAGCUGA